AUGGCACCCAAGAGAGAGAAGCAAACUGUCGAACAACCACAGGAGCAGCCGGAGGUUCAGGAGGACAGCGACGAUGCAAUCUACCGCGAGCCCUGGUACUCCACACUCAUUCAGAUCGUGGUGCCCUUCUUUCUGGCCGGCAUGGGAACUAUAACGGCGGGCAUUAUGCUGGGCAAUGUCCAGCACUGGACCGUGUACAAGCAAAUGACCGAGCUGUUCGUGCUGGUUCCAGUGCUAUGCGGCCUCAAGGGCAACCUGGACAUGUGCGUAGCAGCCCGAUUCUGCACGCACUCGAAUCUGGGGCACUUGAAGAACAAAGGCGACACCUGGAAGAUAGUCAUUGGCAACAUGGCGCUGGUUCAGGUGCAGGCCAUUGUCUGCGCCCUGCUGCUGUCCACCUUCACAAUGGCUAUCACCUCCGGGGUGGCCCACAAGCUGAAGUUCGAAAACUUUUCCACGCUGACAGCGGCGGCCCUGAUCACAUCCAGUACCGCGUGCUUGAUCCUCGACUCGGGGCUGAUGGUCAUCAUCCUGUUCUCCCAGCGCUACAGCUUCAAUCCGGACUACAUGGCCACGCCGAUUGUGGCCUCCAUCGGGGAUGUCGUGACGAUCAGUCUGCUCUCCUUCAGCUCUGCCUACAUGUACGACCUGGCCAAGUCGUACAUGUGGAUUAAUGUUUCCAUAAUGGCCUGCUACCUGGCGGUCUUGCUGCCCCUUUGGCUGAUAGUGGCACUCCGGAACAGCUACACACGCCCGCUUCUCAUGAUGAGCUGGGUACCAGUACUGGGAGCGCUGUGCAUCAGUGAGUUUGGGGGCUUUGUGCUCUGCUCGUCGGUGGAGCAGUUCAUGGGAUUCGCCGUCUUCUCGCCCAUCAUCAAUGGCAUCGGCGGGAAUUUGGUUUGCGUGCAGGCCAGCAACAUGGGCACCAUCCUGCACAGACGCUCCAUGCUCGGUCAGCUGCCCACGGACACGCGCAUCUGUGAGUGGCCGCACAGAGUGUACUUCUAUGGCACUGUUUACUCCCGCGUUUCACGUAUUCUGAUUAUUGUCUCCAUACCGGGCAACGUGAUUCUCGUGUAUAUCGCCGAUUAUCUCUAUAAGGGGCACAUUUCUGUUGGUCCUGUGUUCUUGGGUUCCUUUGCUUUGACCAGCCUGCUGCAGCUGCUCAUACUCCUGUGGUGCGCCCACUUCCUGGUGCAUCUGCUCUGGAAAUACAGGAUCGAUCCCGACAGCUCUGCCAUUCCCUAUCUGACGGCUCUGGGAGAUGGCCUGGGCACAGGCCUACUCGCCGUCAUGUUCCGUCUGCUGCGAUACUUCGACAAAGAAUACACUGCCAAUGAACCUGUGUUCAGAAUCAAGUUGAACAUAUGA
Drosophila pseudoobscura is the source of this 1371-nucleotide messenger RNA. RefSeq names its product solute carrier family 41 member 2-like. The record is from RefSeq and is a predicted model, not a curated record. Bases 1 to 1371 code for a protein of 456 amino acids. Gene Ontology annotation, biological process: monoatomic cation transport. NCBI's taxonomy places the organism in Eukaryota, Metazoa, Arthropoda, Insecta, Diptera, Drosophilidae. The transcript has a single exon. Gene Ontology annotation, molecular function: monoatomic cation transmembrane transporter activity. Gene Ontology annotation, cellular component: plasma membrane.